AUGGGCGCCCCGACUCCUGGCCACCGUCCGCAACCAGAACCUGCUCCGUCAGGCCACGCGGCCGGUGCUGAGGGCCAUCCGGGCGUACGCGACGUAUGUCUCCCACAUAGUGGCGGCCUCCGUGGCCGGCUCCCCCCAGUGGAGCUCCUAGCCGAGGAGAGGUAUCUCCUAUACUGGCAUAUAAAGAAGCUCCGCGAAAGGGGGGAAGGGCCAUCGGCCAGGGACUUGAGGGCUCUUAAGACCCAGGCCGGUGACCGGAUCCUCGACAAGUGGUCGGCCGAGCUGGUCGACCCGCGAGGAUUCGGUCGCCAAACGGCCGAGGCUGUCCGCCCCUGUCUACCGGAAAUGGUAGACAGGAGGAGACGCGGACUCUCCUUCCACAUGGUGCAGGUGCUGACCGGGCAUGGAUGCUUCGGGAGGUACCUGCACCAAAUCGGGAAGGAGAACACCACCGAGUGCCAUCAUUGCUCCGAGCCGGAGGACUCGGCGCGGCACACCCUCGUGGAAUGUGAGGCGUGGAGUCAGGAGCGCUGA
Messenger RNA from Harpegnathos saltator (Jerdon's jumping ant), 534 nucleotides. RefSeq lists its product as uncharacterized. The transcript has a single exon. Bases 1 to 534 code for a protein of 177 amino acids. The record is from RefSeq and is a predicted model, not a curated record. NCBI's taxonomy places the organism in Eukaryota, Metazoa, Arthropoda, Insecta, Hymenoptera, Formicidae.